AUGGAUGAUGGAUUAAAUGUCAAGGAGAGGAUUUGCUAUGUGAGUCAGGAUAUAUCUAGUAUUGUACUUGAUCAUCUAUGUCUCAGACAUGGUUCCAAAACUGAGGAGGAUUUAAUAGCUGGAACCACAGGGUACAUUUUGAAUUCCAUGAUGGACAUGAGAAGUGAAGUGCAAGUUCGCGCGAGCAGUGGCCUUCUUGCAAUAUUAGAGAAUUAUGCCAAUGUCGUAGCAUGCAUAACUAACCAUUUGUACUCCAUGCAGUGUGUGACACCACCUGAAGAACUGGUUGCUUCUUUACGCGAAACCCUGAAAUCUGUGAAGGACAUUCCUUACUUGCUGAAUUUCGGUAAUGUUCAAGAGUCCCAAGACCCUCAGACGUUGGUGCUUGUAAAGGCUUCGACCGUCACUGUUGAGCUUUCUCCUUCCCUAUUCGGCCAGUGGGGUUCUCUGUUCUUUUCGAGCAACAGAAAGAUUCAGGUGCAUUGCCGUUCUGGUAUGGCUGUGGAAGCAUUAAGAUUCAUCUUGCGUUCCCCUAUUUUACAUCGUGGAAUGCUGACCAUUGCGGGUCAUUGUAAGCUCAUCCGAUCACCAUUCUUCUCCAUCGCCAGCUGUGGGUUCUUCAAUUUUGGGCUGUGGCAAUCAUUCUUUGCUGCAGAAGGUGUGACGCUGUGCUGGAGCUGUUCAUUUCCCUCUAUUCUUUGUUCAUCCUCCCCUGUUUCUCGCUGCAAACAUCUUCGCUCCUCUCUCCCUCAUGUUGUUGCAGAUUCUUCUUCCUUCCUCCUCCUUGUUCGUUCGCCUGGGAUCAUCUCCUUCUCUGCUCGGUCAUACUGGUUCCAGGUAAUCGGUGUUAUUGAUGUAAACAGAACAAAAGAAAAGGGUGUGCCUCGAUGGUUAAAGAGGGUUUCUUCGGAUGAGCUCAAGCAAGUACACAAGGAAUUGCCAGGAUUCCUUGAAGAGGUUUCGUUGCUAGAACUUGCUGAACUUCCUAAUCUGUGCAAGGACAGGCUUGUUGCUCGUAUUGUAUAUAUGCAACAAGUAGGUAGUUCUGACUCUUCUGAAGUGUAUUUGCGUGAAAAAGAUUAA
Prosopis cineraria is the source of this 1083-nucleotide messenger RNA. RefSeq names its product DNA mismatch repair protein MSH5-like. Bases 1 to 1083 code for a protein of 360 amino acids. The record is from RefSeq and is a predicted model, not a curated record. Lineage: Eukaryota; Viridiplantae; Streptophyta; Magnoliopsida; Fabales; Fabaceae. The transcript is spliced from 11 exons.